This is a messenger RNA of Kuraishia capsulata CBS 1993, 384 nucleotides long. RefSeq lists its product as uncharacterized. The transcript is spliced from 2 exons. Bases 1 to 384 code for a protein of 127 amino acids. Gene Ontology annotation, biological process: mitochondrial electron transport, ubiquinol to cytochrome c. NCBI's taxonomy places the organism in Eukaryota, Fungi, Ascomycota, Pichiomycetes, Pichiales, Pichiaceae. The record is from RefSeq and is a predicted model, not a curated record.
AUGGCUAGUUUGACAUCUGUUGCAAAGGCUGCUGCCACCAUCACCAAGAACCCAUUUUUGAUCAAGAUCUUCAGUCCAGCUGCUAAGAUCUUUACCUCCUACUCUGGUUACAGACAGAUGGGGUUGAAACUCGACGAUAUCCUCAUCGAAGAGACUCCAGUUAUGCAAAAGGCGAUCUCGAGAUUGCCUGCUUCUGAGAGUUAUGCCAGAAACUACAGAAUUCUGACUGCUCACCAGUUGUCGCUGUCGCACCACGUUCUUUCGGCUGCCAAGUCGGUUAAGCCAGAGGAGGACGAUGCCUAUUUGACCCCAUACAUCCUGCAGGCCGAGUUUGAGGCUCAAGAGAAGGAGGAGCUGGACAACGCUGUUUUCCAGAAGGCCUAG